Messenger RNA from Ochlerotatus camptorhynchus, 1770 nucleotides. RefSeq lists its product as uncharacterized. The record is from RefSeq and is a predicted model, not a curated record. Lineage: Eukaryota; Metazoa; Arthropoda; Insecta; Diptera; Culicidae. The transcript has a single exon. Bases 792 to 1361 code for a protein of 189 amino acids.
GCCCGCAGACCAUUACUUCAUCUUCUCGGAUAGUCUCAGUUCGAUUGAGGCUAUUCGGUCGAUGAAACAAGGUAGGCACUAUUCUUAUUUCCUGUCAAAGGUAAGGGAACAGAUGAGCGUGCUGGUCGAAAGAUCAUAUAUGAUUACCUUUGUAUGGGUCCCCUCACAUUGCUCAAUCACAGGUGGGCGCGCAAGAAGGCAAUUUUAUGACAGGCAAAUUUCACACGAUGAAUUUUACCAUUUAGUGCGUCAGAGUACCCUUUCGAGUUGGCAAACCGAUUGGGACAAUGGAAAUCUUGGACGGUGGUUACAUUCAAUUAUUCCUAAUGUUUCUUCGAGAGCGUGGUUUAAAGGCUUGGACUUAAGUCGGGACUUCAAUCGCGUGAUGAGUAGACUUAUGUCCAACCACUACUCGCUAGAUGCUCAUCUCAAUAGAAUAAACCUCGUGGACAGCAACAUCUGUCGGUGUGAAAACGGUUACGAUGACAUCGAUCACGCAGUUUGGCAAUGUACGGAUAAUGACACCGCCAGAGAGUGACUUUUGAAUACCCUUGAGGCCCUAUGCCCUAUGUUCCUAUCAGAGACGUGUUGGGAACUCGCGAUAUCUGCUAUAUGCAGUCGGCUUAUGUGUUUCUUCAAAUGUCUAGUAUAAGAAUUUAAUUCCUUUGUCUUUUGUCUCUCUUUAUUAGUCUUUAUUAUCUUUAUUAGGCAACUCGACCUUUUCCACCGAUCCGACUGCUGUCCCUCUCAACCCAGUUCCAACUGACUUCGCUUCGUUGUUUCAACAACAGAUGGAGAACAACAACCACCUGAUGCUGGCCAUGCAGGAAAGGUUCCAGAAAUCCAUCAAAGCGCUGAUGGUCACCGAAAUCGAAACGCAACGAAGACUUCGCAACGUUGAAUCCUCGUUGCAGGUAGCUACCGCACCCUCUAGCAGUCCUACAGUUGGCAAGCCCAGUACUGCAAUUCCGACAAACUCUACUACAGCUCUUUCAACCAACACCGCCUCAGCUCCUUCCAGUCCCAGCACCUCGAACAACCCGAACGCCUCCUUGGUGGACGUCAGUAGUGACAUCUUCUCCUCGGAUGGAGCCAGUGAUUCAACGAUUACGCCUGACAAUAGCCCGACCCCUGCCAAGAAACCGGACACUCCUUUGCCCAACUCCUACACACCCAAAAACAACAAGCGCCCCAUUUCGGAACUUGACCAUUCACGGCGACCCCCUCGCUCUGACCAAGUUCCCAAAAUUACGGAAGCCGCUCCUGAAGUCUCCUACAUCGCCGGCCAAGAAGAUCGAUUCAAAGGAGAAACGGACGUAGUAGCUACUUCCUCUACUACCUCCAAUGCCCACGCCACCUAAGCCAUCCACCCGGACUAUUCUAACGGACCACGCCAGUACUAUACCAUGUUCAAUCUCCAGCCACCAUCAUCAACCGUGUCUGCGACUUGCCUCGGGUAGCCGGGGCCCCAUUGGACUGGAAGCUACACUCGUACCAGAACCUUUGGACACCCCCCGACGCCCAGACAAUCCAGAUGAAGAAUUCUGUGCCUUGGGUACGCAGGGCACCGUCAGUGCGGACGCUAGGACCCCACCGGAACUGGCGGACACCCUCUGCGACCACAGGACGAAGACUCAUGUGAAGAGCCCAGUGAUAUCCCCCGGUAGCCGGGGCCCCGUUGGUGCGGACGCCCUUCCCACACCGGAACCGACGAUAUCCCCCCGGCACCGGGAGGGAACUGGAAGAGAGACGCACAAGGGUGGCAACACC